Cuscuta epithymum is the source of this 1297-nucleotide messenger RNA. The record is from the annotation of a GenBank genome assembly. NCBI's taxonomy places the organism in Eukaryota, Viridiplantae, Streptophyta, Magnoliopsida, Solanales, Convolvulaceae.
CGUUACGGGUGGAUGCACAACAGAAUUGAGCCGAAAAGGGGACCUCUGUGCCUUGGCGCCCUGAUCUCUCCCUCCCCGAAUGCCUUUCUCUAUUCCUCUCCUGUUUACACAGGAAAACCACAUUGUCUCUUUCUCCUACAUCAGGAAGUUCAGAGCCCAGGGAGAAGGAAGGAGAGGGCUGGCAGGGGAUACCGCAAUCUCGAGCUGAAGCGCAUUUAUCGUUCUAUCCCAUCAUGAACGAUCUUUUAUCGGGUUCCUUUGAGAUACAAAGGGAUCCAACAUCUGGAAAUGGAGAUAUUGAAGUUGCAAUUCAUAGACCAAUGAACUCAGGAGAACUUCGCCUGGAUAAUUUUUUUAAUCGGGUUGAAGAACUUGACAAACAAUAUGGUAAAGUGGACAUGCUUCUCAGAAAACUUCAGGAUUCCCAUGAGAAAUCAAGGGCUAUAACAAAGGCUUCUGCAAUGAAAGCAAUUAAGCAGCAAAUGGAGAAAGAUGUCGAUGAAGUUGGAAAAAUUGCUCGGUUUAUAAGAUCAAAAAUUGAGGAGAUUGACAAAGAGAACUUAGCCAGCAGGAACAAACCUGGUUGUGGCAAAGGAUCAGCUGUUGACAGAUCACGUUCUGCAACUACAGUUGCGGUGAAAAAAAAGUUCAAAGACAAGAUGAUGGAAUUUCAGACUUUAAGGGAAAGCAUCCAUCAAGAAUAUCGUGAGGUUGUUGAGAGACGCGUAUUCACAGUUACUGGAAAUCAAGCUGAUGAAGAGACAAUUGACAGGUUGAUAGAGACUGGGGACGGUGAGCAAAUAUUCCAAAAAGCUAUUAGGGAACAAGGGCGAGGACAGAUUAUGGACACCCUUGCAGAAAUUCAAGAACGCCAUGACGCGGUGAUAGAAUUAGAACGGAAGCUUCUCGAGUUGCAACAGAUAUUCUUAGACAUGGCAGUGUUGGUGGACGCUCAAGGGGACAUGCUUAACAACAUAGAAUCCCAGGUACAUGCGGCAGUUGAUCAUGUACAAUCAGGCACUACUGCACUUCAAAAGGCAAAGAAGUUACAAAGAAAUUCCAGGAAAUGGAUGUGCUUAGCAAUAAUUAUCUUCCUUGUAAUUGUUGCAAUCAUCCUAAUUGGUGUACUCAAGCCGUGGACUAGUAACAAUGGCGCAUAAUUUAGCUCCUUUAGUCCAAAUUACACCAAACCAAAGAUGCCUAACUUAUUCCACUUGGAAGUAGUCUCCAAGAUGAUAUACAUAUAAAGCUUACAUAUACUCCGGCUAAAGAAAAAAUCGCAUGUUUUGACGAAACG